AUGAGUGGGAGCUCCAAGUCGCGGAUUCAACCGAACAAUUGCAGGAAUUACAGUGGUUCUUCAAGCUCUCGUGUGAAUGCUGUUGUUCCCCACUGCAAGUGUGGUCAAGAGGCUGUGGUUAGGGUAUCGAGGACUGAUUUGAACCCAGGAAAAGCUUUCUAUAGUUGCUAUUUACCUAAGGGUCAUGUGUCCAAUUGUAAUUUUUUUCGUUGGGUUGAAGAAGAAGGUGAAGUGGUUUCAAAUGGACAGAACCCUAACAACAAUGAUGAAGAAGUGAGACUGUUGAAGGAAAUUUUGUUGCAGAAUCAGACCUUGUUGCAGGAGGUAGUGAUGAUGAAGGAGAUUAUGCAGAAGAAGAAUGUGUUUUUGGUUGAAGAGAUUAGGAUCAUGCAGGGAAUUAUGCUGAAGAACAAUGACACUCAUAUGCAACAAAUUCACUUCAUGAAAUCAUGUGUCAUAAAAAAAAAGCCAUGUCACACUUCCGUUAACGGACGUGACUUUUUUUUAACCAAGGACCACUGA
Molecule: messenger RNA, 522 nt
Organism: Lotus japonicus
Lineage: Eukaryota; Viridiplantae; Streptophyta; Magnoliopsida; Fabales; Fabaceae
Exons: 2
Coding region: 1-522 (173 amino acids)
Molecular function (GO): zinc ion binding
Source: RefSeq, a predicted model, not a curated record